Molecule: messenger RNA, 2786 nt
Organism: Amorphotheca resinae ATCC 22711
Lineage: Eukaryota; Fungi; Ascomycota; Leotiomycetes; Helotiales; Amorphothecaceae
Exons: 2
Coding region: 304-2412 (702 amino acids)
Source: RefSeq, a predicted model, not a curated record
AACCCCCCCCGUGCAGUAUCGAUUAUUCAUUGAUUUCUGCUUCUCCUCUUUCCCCGCAAUUGUCGCUGUUUCCUUGACUAAAGGCGACGAGUGCUUGACUAAAAGUUUCUCUUCUCCGCCACCAACGACUGGCCUCUCGCGCGCCAGCAUCCUCAUCGCGUGCUCCGCCCUGAUUAUUCUUGCAUUGUUCUGCGAGCCGUGACGGAAGCUUUGCCAUUAUUCCUAGCAUCUCGCACAAUCUUUCUGCCCUCUCUGGCCUCUCUGGCCUCUCUGGCCUCUAGCCCUCAUCUGAACAAUCAAAUCAUGGCCGCCCGUGGUGCCCAUCCCUUCGUGCUGCCGUCGCGGCCACGCAUGUCUGCGCUGUGCGCCGCCUGCGACUCUCCCCUUCCCCUUCCCGGUGACCCAGAAACAAAUCCCGUGGGCAAGACUAUAAGAUCUCCAGCCGUCCCCGACCGCGUGGAGCGCACCAGCUUCUCCAGUAUCAAGGAGAACAUCACCGGCGUCCCCCAGUCGUUUACCGAUUCCAAGACGUCCUCGUACCUGCGCAGGGACUUUGCAUUGCUCGGGUCGGAAGACGCGGUCGACAGCGGAGACUGCCUCUCUUCAGGUUGCUCGACUCCCGUUGAGAAGGAGCAGAGCCCGGAAAUGCUGAAUCCGCAGAGCGCGCUUCACGGGCUGGUCUGUCCCUGUGACAGCUUUCGGGGCUGGAAGAGUAUCAGUAUCGGGGGCAAGGUUGCGAGUAAGAGUUUUGGAGACUUGAGACGGCUGGCCCGCGGCUGGGAUUGGGAGGCGAAGGAUGACAGGUCGGAGAAGAUGAUUGUGGGCGAGGAUGGGAUCAAGGAGGUGAGGAAGGAAGAUGGCAAGAUUAUGCCUGGCCAGAGUCCGCUGGAGAGGUUGCCGAUGGAGCUGCUUGGCGCAAUAAUUGAUCAGCUCGUAACUGAUAUCCCGCCUAAUGGCUUCACCGCCCGCAACAUCGACCUGAUGUCGCUUCUCCUCACCUCCCGUUCGCUGCACUCGGCCACCCUCUCCACCCUGUACGCGCAAAUCACUAUUCCCCACUCCCGCAUCUUCCGCAAAUUCCUCUCCCACAUCAGCGUCUACCCCUCGCUGGGCACCAUUGUGAGACGGCUGGAUUUCUCCCACUUCAAUCCGACCGGCGCCGGCAUGUCCAGGAGAGAGCGGAUGGAGACCCGGAAUCUAAUCCCGGAAACGCUCAAGCAGUGCCUGGAACUAGUGCCAAACCUCAGGGAGUUUCUGGCUCAGGAACAUAUCGACGACGAGAUCGAUGUGAAUGUCCUGGAAUCCCUGUUCGGGGAACUGCCGAAAUUGAAGGCGGUCGAUUUCUGCGCUUGCUCGAGCACCAAGUUCAAGGAGGCCUGGGUCGAGCUCCUCGAUUCCUCGGCCACGAAGUUACCGGCAGAGUUGUCGGUCCAGAGGCUAGGGUUCCACGAAUGCACCAUCUUGCCCUGCCAAACCUUCACUACCCUCCUCCCGCGCCUACCACGGCUCACCCACCUAGAUGUCGCGCACACGCGCAUCACUGAUGCAGCCCUUCACAGCAUCCCCAAGAGCGCGCGUCUAACCCACCUCAACCUCUCCAAAUGCACUCACCUGACCGGCCCCUCCGUGGUCUCCUUCCUGGCCACCCACCCCGCCGCCCGCAGCCUCGUCUACCUUAAUCUCGGCAUGGACGCCAAAUCGCACGAACUCUUCAGCGAAGACGACAUCUCUGCCCUUCUCCCCGUCCUCCCGCCGACCUUGCGCUCUCUGAACCUCAAGGGCUCCAAGAUGCUCCCUACCCACAUCCCGCUCCUCUUGCCGCUAACCAAACAUCUCGAGGAGCUCUCUCUCGGCCGCAAUCUGGAACUAAGCUCCAUCACGCGCCUUUUCGUUCCCGACCCCCCCUCCUCCUCAUCCUCAUCGGACCCCUCAUCCGAUGACGACGACCAUACUCCCUGGACAAACCCCCAACUCCGCUACCUCGACGUCUCCGACCUCUCCCUCCCCCAACUCGACCUCAGCACCCUCUUCAGCACCACCUGCCCCCUUCUCCGCCCCGCCAGCGCGCCCCUCGAAGUAAUCGAAGUGUCCGGCGACGUCAGCAAAAAGCUCGAGAAGAGCCAGUCGGUCCUGCAGCGCGCCGGAUGGUGCCUGAAAGAAGCCGGGCGCCGCUGGUGGAUGGUGCGGGACCCUGGCGUGCGCCGCUCCGUCGACGCCGGUGUCAACGCGCGCGUGAACGCCGUGGGCGCGCCCGGGCUGGGGAAUGGCGAGCACGAGCUCGAGAAGCUGGAGAAGCUGGACACGGGAGCGAGGGAGUGGAAAUGGGGCGCGAAUUAUUGGGGCAUGAGGAAGAUUCCGGUCGCGAGGGCCGAGGUCGGGGGCAUGUAUGGUCAUUAUAUGUUUAAGCGCUGAGCGACCCGCUCACCCAUGGGUUGGUUCUAGGACGAAUGUUCAAAGGAAGAAGAGGUGGAAAGGAAAGGAAAGGAAAGGUACGACUAAACAUUUCCUUAUCCAAAUUUGGCGUUUUCAAAGGUCGCUCUCCGUCAUCUCAUAUUUAGCAUGCGGGUUUAGGAUUAUGUUAGCUGGCGACCUCUUAUCUCUGUUGCGAUUUUGUUUAUGUUUAUGUUUAUUUGUCUCUUUGCAUUGGGAGCUUGUAAAGCAAUGAAUGGAAGCCAGGAUGCGGAAAAAAGUGAGCGCUUAGCGAGUAUGCAUGUAUGUAUCUAUUCAUUCUAGCCAGCGAGAAACAAACCGAGCAGUAUAGUAGUUAUGAUAUUCCUCUCUAAUUC